AUGAGACCUGCAAACCUGGUACCGUUCAAAUAUGAGGAGAUCUCUGUCGGUGCGAUUAAGCCACGCGGACGGGUAAAAGACCAGCUUCACCUCGCUGCUCAUGGACUGGCCGGUCAUAUGUUCGAUUUCUACCGCUAUGUGAAGGACAGCUCCUGGCUUGGCGGCACGGAAGAAUAUAGUCAGAUGAACGAAGCAGAGCCCAACUGGUAUAACGGCCUUGUACCGCUGGCAUAUACUCUGGGCGAUGAGCGACUCAAAACUCAGGUUAACCAGUUUCUAGAUUACGUGCUCAUCCACCAGGCCGAGGAUGGCUGGUUAGGACCGGAGACCAGCAAAGAGACUUGA
Molecule: messenger RNA, 345 nt
Organism: Aspergillus alliaceus
Lineage: Eukaryota; Fungi; Ascomycota; Eurotiomycetes; Eurotiales; Aspergillaceae
Exons: 1
Coding region: 1-345 (114 amino acids)
Source: RefSeq, a predicted model, not a curated record